ACCUUCAAAAGCAAUAUCACAAAUCUCCCAACUUGUUCCAAUACAAAAAAAAAACUCAAACACUCAGUAAUCGAUAACUGUAGCAAUGGAAACCACCGGAAAAGUGAAGAAAGCUUUCGGAGGAAGGAAAGCCGGCGGUCCAAAAACCAAAUCGGUUUCGAAGUCGGUCAAAGCCGGUCUCCAAUUCCCAGUCGGAAGAAUCACUCGUUUCCUGAAGAAAGGACGAUACGCUCAGAGACUCGGCGGUGGUGCUCCUGUUUACAUGGCCGCCGUCCUCGAAUACCUCGCUGCCGAAGUUUUGGAGCUUGCUGGUAACGCUGCGAGAGACAACAAGAAGACGAGGAUCGUUCCGAGGCAUCUUCUUCUUGCGAUAAGGAACGACGAAGAGUUGGGAAAGCUUCUGAGUGGAGUCACGAUCGCUCACGGUGGUGUUUUGCCCAACAUCCACUCUGUUCUUUUGCCUAAGAAGACUGCUUCCAAAUCUACCGAAGAGAAGGCUUCCAAAUCUCCAGCCAAAUCUCCUAAGAAAGCUUAAUUAAUGUUGGUCUUUGGGUGAAUGUAGUUAAUCCAAGUUCUAUGAAUCUUAGGUUUCUUUAUGUAUUUCGUUUUAAGUUUUUUUCUUUUUUUGUUCAGAUUUCAAUUCCUAAUUAUAAGAUUUUUAUGCCCUAA
Messenger RNA from Camelina sativa (false flax), 669 nucleotides. NCBI's taxonomy places the organism in Eukaryota, Viridiplantae, Streptophyta, Magnoliopsida, Brassicales, Brassicaceae. The record is from RefSeq and is a predicted model, not a curated record.